CAAUAAUGAAGGUGGCUGCGGCGCGGCGACAGUCUAAGCUGCGCCGGGCGGCGGUGGGGGCGGCGCCGGGGCCGCGCCUGUAGGACCUCGGGGCCGGCGCGGCGGGAUGGGGAACCGGCGCGGGGAGUGAGGUGGUGGCUGCAGCUGCGGCGAGCGGAACUUCAGACUGAGGGGCUUGUCCGAUCCCCCCUCUGGCUCAUCGGCCUCCACCUGCAGCCUCGGCGCCCGCGUGUCGCGGGGCCGGGGCGGCGGGGGUAUGUGGCGCUGGGUCCGGCAGCAGCUGGGGUUUGACCCACCACAUCAAAGUGACACAAGGACUAUUUACAUAGCCAACAGAUUUCCUCAGAAUGGCCUCUACACACCUCAGAAGUUUAUAGAUAACAGGAUUAUUUCCUCUAAGUAUACUGUGUGGAAUUUUGUUCCAAAAAAUUUAUUUGAACAAUUCAGAAGAGUGGCAAACUUUUAUUUUCUUAUUAUAUUUUUGGUUCAGCUUAUGAUUGAUACACCUACCAGUCCAAUUACCAGUGGACUUCCAUUAUUCUUUGUGAUAACAGUAACCGCCAUAAAGCAGGGAUAUGAAGAUUGGUUACGACAUAAUUCAGACAAUGAAGUAAAUGGAGCUCCUGUUUAUGUUGUUCGAAGUGGUGGCCUUGUAAAAACUAGAUCAAAAAACAUUCGGGUGGGUGAUAUUGUUCGAAUAGCCAAAGAUGAAAUUUUCCCUGCAGAUUUAGUGCUUCUGUCUUCAGAUCGACUAGAUGGUUCAUGUCAUGUUACCACUGCUAGUUUGGAUGGAGAAACGAACCUGAAGACACAUGUGGCAGUUCCAGAAACAGCAGUAUUACAAACCGUUGCCAGUUUGGACACUCUCAUAGGUGUGAUAGAAUGUCAGCAACCAGAGGCAGAUCUGUACAGAUUCAUGGGACGGAUGAUAAUAACUCAGCAAAUGGAAGAAAUUGUGAGACCCCUGGGGCCAGAGAGUCUCUUGCUUCGUGGAGCCAGAUUAAAAAACACAAAAGAAAUUUUUGGUGUUGCUAUAUACACUGGAAUGGAAACUAAGAUGGCAUUAAAUUACAAGAGCAAGUCACAGAAACGAUCUGCAGUAGAAAAGUCAAUGAAUACAUUUUUGAUAAUUUAUCUAAUAAUCCUUAUUUCUGAAGCAAUCAUCAGUACUAUCUUAAAGUAUACAUGGCAAGCUGAAGAAAAAUGGGAUGAACCGUGGUAUAACCAAAAAACAGAACAUCAGAGAAAUAGUAGUAAGAUUCUGAGAUUUAUUUCAGACUUCCUUGCCUUUUUGGUACUCUACAAUUUCAUCAUUCCAAUUUCAUUAUAUGUGACAGUCGAAAUGCAGAAAUUUCUUGGAUCAUUUUUUAUUGGCUGGGAUCUUGAUCUUUAUCAUGAAGAAUCAGACCAGAAAGCUCAAGUCAAUACCUCAGAUCUAAAUGAAGAACUUGGACAGGUGGAGUAUGUAUUUACUGAUAAAACUGGUACACUGACAGAAAAUGAGAUGCAAUUUCGGGAAUGUUCAAUCAAUGGCAUAAAAUACCAAGAAAUCAAUGGUAGACUUUUACCUGAAGGACCAACACCAGACUCUUCAGAAGGAAACUUGCCUUAUCUCAGUAGUUUAUCCCAUCUUAGCAAUUUAUCCCAUCUUACCACUAACUCUUCUUUUAGAACCAGUCCUGAAUAUGAAAUUGAACUAGUUAAGGAACAUGAUCUCUUCUUUAAAGCAGUCAGUCUCUGCCAUACAGUACAGAUUAGCAAUGUCCAGACUGAUGGCAUUGGUGAUGGGCCCUGGCAAACCAACCUCACACCCUCCCACUUGGAGUACUAUGCCUCUUCUCCAGAUGAAAAGGCCCUAGUGGAAGCUGCUGCCAGAAUCGGCAUUGUAUUUACUGGCAAUUCUGAAGAAACUAUGGAAGUUAAAACACUUGGAAAAUUGGAACGCUACAAACUGCUUCACAUUCUGGAAUUUGACUCCGAUCGUAGAAGAAUGAGUGUGAUUCUUCAGGCACCAUCAGGUGAGAAACUUUUAUUUGCUAAAGGAGCGGAAUCAUCAAUUCUCCCUAGAUGUAUAGGUGGAGAAAUAGAAAAAACAAGAAUUCAUGUAGAUGAAUUUGCUUUGAAAGGGCUAAGAACUCUGUGUAUUGCCUAUAGACAGUUUACAUCUAAAGAAUAUGAGGUAAUAGACAGACGCCUAUUUGAAGCUAGGACGGCCUUGCAGCAAAGGGAAGAGAAGCUGGCAGAUGUCUUUGAGUUCAUAGAGAAAGACCUGAUAUUACUUGGAGCUACAGCAGUGGAAGACAGGCUACAAGAUAAAGUUCGAGAAACAAUUGAAGCAUUGAGAAUGGCUGGUAUUAAAGUGUGGGUGCUUACUGGAGAUAAACAUGAAACAGCUGUUAGUGUCAGUUUGUCAUGUGGACAUUUUCAUAGAACCAUGAACAUCCUUGAACUUACAAACCAGAAAUCAGACAGUCAGUGUGCUGAACAAUUGAGGCAGCUUGCCCGAAGAAUUACAGAGGAUCAUGUGAUUCAGCAUGGGCUGGUUGUGGAUGGAACUAGUCUGUCUCUUGCACUCAGGGAGCAUGAAAAACUAUUUAUGGAAGUUUGCAGAAAUUGUUCAGCUGUAUUGUGCUGUCGCAUGGCACCAUUGCAGAAAGCAAAAGUAAUAAGAUUGAUAAAAAUCUCACCUGAGAAACCUAUAACAUUGGCUGUUGGUGAUGGUGCUAAUGAUGUAAGCAUGAUACAAGAAGCACAUGUCGGCAUAGGAAUCAUGGGUAAAGAAGGAAGACAAGCUGCAAGAAACAGUGACUAUGCAAUAGCUAGAUUUAAAUUCCUCUCCAAAUUGCUUUUUGUUCAUGGUCAUUUUUACUAUAUUAGAAUAGCAACCCUUGUACAGUAUUUUUUUUAUAAGAAUGUGUGCUUUAUCACACCUCAAUUUUUAUAUCAGUUCUACUGUUUAUUUUCUCAACAGACACUAUAUGACAGCGUGUACCUGACUUUGUACAAUAUUUGUUUUACUUCCCUACCUAUUCUGAUAUAUAGUCUUUUGGAACAGCAUAUAAAUCCUCAUAUAUUACAGAGCAAACCCAGUCUCUAUCGAGACAUUAGUAAAAACUGCCAUCUAAGCAUUAAAACAUUUCUUUAUUGGACCAUCCUAGGUUUCAGCCAUGCCUUCAUUUUCUUUUUUGGAUCCUAUUUUCUAAUAGGGAAAGAUAUAUCUCUGCUUGGAAAUGGCCAGAUGUUUGGAAACUGGACAUUUGGCACAUUGGUCUUCACGGUCAUGGUUAUUACAGUCACAGUAAAGAUGGCUUUGGAAACUCAUUUCUGGACCUGGAUGAAUCAUCUUGUGACCUGGGGGUCUAUUAUAUUCUAUUUUGUGUUUUCCUUGUUUUAUGGAGGGAUUCUCUGGCCAUUUUUGGGGUCUCAGAAUAUGUACUUUGUAUUUAUUCAACUUCUAUCAAGUGGUUCUGCUUGGUUUGCCAUAAUCCUCAUGGUUGUUACAUGUUUGCUUCUUGAUAUUGUAAAGAAAGUAUUUGACCGGCAGCUUCAUCCUACAAGUACUGAAAAGGCACAGCUUACUGAAACAAAUUCAGGUAUCAAGUGCUUGGACUCCAUGUGCUGUUUCUCAGGAGAAACAGCGUGCGCAUCUGUUGGAAGAAUGCUGGACCGAGUCAUAGGAAGAUGUAGUCCAGCCCACAUCAGCAGAUCAUGGAGUGCAUCGGAUCCUUUCUAUACCAACGACAGGAGCAUCUUGACUCUCUCCACAAUGGACUCAUCUACUUGUUAAAGGGGCAGUAGCACUUUGUGAGAGCCAUUCCAGGUCCUUUCCUAAAAUUCAGUGUGAUUAUCCUUUCAAUGGCCACACUAGCUCUGUAAAAUUUCUUCCUGAAAGUUCUGGAAUUGCUCAGACCCAGUCAGUUGCAAUGGCAGACAAACAGAAAGUAUUAACAUGAUACCCCUGGGACUGCCCCAAAUCUGAAUCUAAGCAUGUUUAAAUUUAUCAAUAAGGAGAGAUUUUUCAUCUGUCUGGAUUGUCUCUUGUGCUUUGGGGACUCCAAAGGGCAUUUCAUCCUGUGGCUGAGGCCACUGCAUUUUUGAUAUCAAUGUAGAAAAGGGCGAUAGCAAACUCCUCCUACCUAUGUGUAUGUUUUAGUAUUAGCUUGGUUAUUGACUCUUCUAUUGAAAUCUGCUUCUGUAAAUUGUGCUGAAAAGUUUGCCUUGAAAACUCUAUUUUUUUAUUAGAGUUAUAUUUGAAACUGUUCAUGGGAAAAGUUUAUGUGAAUAUUGAGAAAUUUUGGUCCCUCUGUGACCCAUGUUGUUAAUUCAUUAAUGCUUUCUAAGAUCCCAGAGCAACAUAGGAGAAUGCAGUUCCAUCCACUACUUCCUGCAGUACAGGGAGAAAAGAAAUACAAUUCCAGACUUCUCUGGCUGCACUGUAACACAACCAGUAAAGGGAACCAAAUAAAGGCCAAGGAUGUAUACUAUCUUACACAUAAAUCAGGAAUCAAGUGCAUUCACCAAAUUUCAAAUUGAUAUUUAAUAAGAAUAUUUUUGUGGCAGAAUAUGAAGAACCUAUAAUGGGUAAAUUUGGCACAUUAGCAUAUUAAUUUAAUGUGUUCAUGAUUGGAUUUUUUUGCAUGCUUUAAUCUGGUUAAUAUAUUUAAAUUUGCUUCCCCCUCCUCCUCUUUAUUUAUCCUGAAGGCUCUGUUUAUGAUACUUUAUGACAAUGUUGUAAAGUUCAAAUAUAUCAAUAAAAACAAGUUUGGACAGUAUUUAAAUAUUGCAAAUAUUUUUAAUUAUAUAAAUCAAGAUACUAUUGGGUAAUUAAAUCACUAAAAAGAGCUGAGCCUCUUUCUGUGGCAAAUUUAGAAUUCCACUGCCUUUCACUUUAGAAUAAGGGAUUUCAGAAUAAAAUCCUUUUAAGUCAUUGUCUUAUCUGAGUUACAGUGGGCUACCACAGUAAAGUGAAAUAUACCCAGUGUCCCAUUACAAAGUAUAUUUUCAGGUAUGGCUAUACAAUGUAAAUGAAACAAUGCUAAGUUUUUAUGGGGUAAUUGCCUCAAUAAAUGAAAAUGCCAAGAAUGCUUAAUCAGGUACAUGUGACUAUAAUUAACUCAUUGUACUUCAAGUUCGUUUCUAUCCUGAAUUGAUCAUGUAAAUUCAGCAUUGUCAUUUGUUUUGACAAAAAGUUGGUUUAAAAUUUGACAAUGAACAUUGGUUUAAGAACGAGUGCCCAUCUCUUAGCAUACGUACAUAUAAUGAUUACAUAUAAAAUUGAGUGAAAACGGUUACAUGAAUUGUUGCCAGAAUUCUCAGUUGAGAGUUUCUGUUAGUGGAAUGAUUACAGUAGAGCUCUUCCAUUUCCUACUUCAUAAAUAGUAGUGUUCUGGGAUAGGCUGCUACAGAGAGAAUGGUAGACAUAACUCUUAACUAUUUUCUUGCUAAUAUGCUAUU
Molecule: messenger RNA, 5454 nt
Organism: Chrysochloris asiatica (Cape golden mole)
Lineage: Eukaryota; Metazoa; Chordata; Mammalia; Afrosoricida; Chrysochloridae
Gene: ATP11B
Product: ATPase, class VI, type 11B
Exons: 30
Coding region: 257-3787 (1176 amino acids)
Biological process (GO): phospholipid translocation
Cellular component (GO): trans-Golgi network; endoplasmic reticulum; recycling endosome
Molecular function (GO): magnesium ion binding; ATPase-coupled intramembrane lipid carrier activity; ATP hydrolysis activity
Source: RefSeq, a predicted model, not a curated record